Messenger RNA from Closterium sp. Naga37s-1, 3501 nucleotides. Lineage: Eukaryota; Viridiplantae; Streptophyta; Zygnematophyceae; Desmidiales; Closteriaceae. The record is from the annotation of a GenBank genome assembly.
AUGAGGCCGGUCGUACUCCUACUGUUGCUGCACGCAUGUCUACUAUCUUCGCAUCGCCUCGCCACAGCACGCACGCCUCUCGCCGAAGCGGACGGCGCCGCAAGUAGCAGCAGCCGUCGCGAGCUGCAAGCGUCGUGCCCCGCGGGCGUGGUGUGUCCGACGGGCGCCACGUGCGUGGUGGACGGCAGCGGCUACCCCUUCUGCAAGUGCGCGGCGGGGCAGGCCAUCAUCAACGGCGUCUGCGCGCCGGCCGCCAGCUGGGCAACCGUCGGCACCAACGUCGUGCUCUACAACCGCGCGUCGUACACCAACUACCCGAAAACACUCGCGCCAGCCGUGCUGCGCGGCGCGGCGCCGAACUCGAGCGCGUGCGUGAACCUGCCGGCAGCGUUCAACGGGACGGUGGGGUCGGUGCGCAUCAUGUGGAACGUGAACGACGGCGUGGCGGACCACCUGGUGUGCGGCAAGCUCUUCUUCUGGGACAAACCCAACUGCUGCUGCUCCGGGUCGGGCUACCAGAUCCCCGGCGGGUGGACCGCCGUCAACCCCAACACCUACACCUACACCACCACCAGCGUCAAGUCGACGAGCGGCGUCAUCGCGGUGGGCAGGUCCAUCUCGUGCCAGGCCGCCAUCGCCACCAACACGUACCCCUGCGCCACCAAGAACUGCCCCGUCAACGCCGCGUGCUCCGUGGUCAACGGUGCCGCCGUGUGCACGUGCAACGCUGGAUACAGCAUGGUUGGCGGGCAAUGCGUUGCAACAACGUCCAACCCGUGCACGGGGUACACCUGUCCCGCCAACUCAGCAUGCUCAAAUGUCAACGGUGCUGCCACGUGCACGUGCAAUACCGGAUACCAGAUGGUUAACGGCCAGUGCGUUGUGCCCAACCCGUGCACGGGGUACACCUGUCCCGCCAACUCAGCAUGCUCAAAUGUCAAUGGUGUUGCCACGUGCACGUGCAAUACUGGUUACCAGAUGGUCAACGGCCAGUGCGUGGGUCUCUCCGCCUCUUCUCCUCUCCAUUGCCUCCCUGCAUCAUGCGCCGUCCUCCCAAUCACCUCUGAUGUCAAUGUACCCAACCCAUGCACGGGAUACACCUGUCCCGCCAACUCAGCAUGCAGCAAUGUUAACGGUGUUGCCACGUGCACGUGCAAUACUGGUUACCAGAUGGUCAACGGCCAGUGCGUUGUGCCCAACCCGUGCACGGGAUACACCUGUCCCGCUAAUUCAGCAUGCAGCAAUGUGAACGGUGUCGCCACGUGCACGUGCAAUGCUGGUUACCAGAUGGUCAACGGCCAGUGCGUUGUGCCCAACCCAUGCACGGGGUACACCUGUCCCGCCAACUCAGCAUGCUCCAACGUUAAUGGCGUCGCCACAUGCACGUGCAAUACUGGUUACCAGAUGGUCAACGGCCAGUGCGUGGUGCCCAACCCGUGCACGGGGUACACCUGUCCCGCCAACUCAGCAUGCUCCAACGUCAAUGGCGUCGCCACGUGCACGUGCAGUGCUGGUUACCAGAUGGUCAACGGCCAGUGCGUUGUGCCCAACCCGUGCACGGGGUACACCUGUCCUGCCAACUCAGCAUGCUCCAACGUCAACGGUGUCGCCACGUGCACGUGCUCUGCGGGCUACCAGAUGACCGCCGGCCAGUGCGUCGCAAUCACGGACCCCUGCACAACAACCACGUGUCCAGCCAAGGCCACGUGCAGCAGCGUGAAUGGAGUGGCCACGUGUGUGUGCGCCGUGGGCUACACCCUCGUCAGCGGCGCCUGCCAGCCGGCCGCGCCCUGCUCGUUGGUGAAAUGCCCAGCCAACUGCACGUGCUCCUCCGCCAGUGGCGUUGCCAAGUGCGACUGCCCCACUGAUCUGUGCUACGGGGUGAAGUGUCCCGACGUCUCCAAGUGCACCUACAUGCUCGGCGCGCCCGUCUGCACGUGCCCUCCGCCCUACACACGCCUCAUCGACAACAAGUGCACCAACGGUCCGUGCUGCUCCCAUCCUGCCCUCCUCCCCUCCUCUCUUCUUGCCCGCCUGAUCUCUUGCCCUCCUGCCAUGCUGUCUGCACUGCAUUAUUCAAAGCCUUUCUUUCUCUCCCUUAUCCCUCCGUGCCUCGCCCCUGCGUGCCAUGCAGCAACGUUGGCCUUUUCGGACUAUCUGGACAACCAGAAUGCCGCCAGGGCCGCAGUGGGCGCCAUCCCCCUCGUCUGGAACGCCUCCCGUGAUGUCGUGCUCACAUGCCCCCUUCAAACGGACUGCAUGCCCCCUGCCGCCUCAAACUCCAACCCUCACUCCUCCCUCUCAAUGUCCCCCCUCCCUGCUCACCUCGCAGUGGCGGCGGAGGCACAGGCGUGGGCGACAACGCUGACCAACAGCACGUACAACUGCGGGCUGUCGCACGGCGGCAACCCCGGCGAGGGGCAGAACCUCUCGGGGGGUGGGCCGGCCGGCUAUUACUCGAACGGGGCGGCUGUGAGCUGGUGGGUGGGCGAGGGCGACCUCUACUCGUACGCCGUCUUCUCCGGGGGCUGCAGCACCGGCAACUGGGCUGACUGCGGCCACUACACGCAGGUCAUUUGGAACAACACGCGCACGGUUGGGUGUGGCAAGGCGUCGUGCGGCACGAAAGCAGAUGUGUGGGCGUGCAACUACUACCCUCCCGGCAACUACGGCGGCCAGCUGCCCUAUGUGCAAGACCCGUGCUACCGGGUGGCAUGCCCAUCCACGGCCACAUGCACGGUGCGGUAUGGGCAGCCCAUGUGUGUGUGUGGGGCGGGGCAGGUGCUCGUCAACAACGCCACGUGCCAGCCCGACCCCUGCACCACCGCCACCACCACGUGCCCCGGCAACCUCGUCUGUGACGGCUCCUCCGGCUCCGCCCAGUGCGCCUGCCCCACCGGCCUCGUACCCAUCAGUGCCAACACCUGCGUCCCGCCGGCGUGUGUGGGGGCGGUGUGUCCGGCGCAGGCGACAUGUGCGGUGGACGGGAGUGGGUACCCGUUCUGCCAGUGCCCCACGGGGUGGUACAUGGGCAGCAACGUGUGUGUGCAGGGCGUGCCGGCAGCUGUGGCAGCCACGAGCCUGGCCAUCUACAACACGGCGUCCUACACCAGCACGGCGCCCGCGCUGGGCCCCACGCUCGUGCGCACGGGGCUGCCCGUCAACUCGUCGCGCGGCAGCUGUGUGGACAUCCCCGGCGGCAUCGCGGCGGCGUCGCUGCGCGUGCUGUGGAACGUGCCGGACAGCACGGGGGCGCCCAAGCAGUCGUGCGGGCUGCUGUGGUUCUGGACCAGCGCCUCCUGCUACGGCUCCGCCACCGGCUACUACCGCCCCGCCGGGGACCAGCAGCUGUCUUUUUACUGUGGUGGUCCAUUGCCCUCCCUCUCUCCUCAAUACUCACCACUCACUGGUGUGCUUUGCCCUUCUCCUUGCUUGCUGUGUGCAUGCAGCACCACAUCGGGCAACGUGGCUCUCGUCAAGGCUGUAGCCUGCGCCAUCUGA